AUGGCAGCGCAAAAAGCAAAAGAGACGGCCCAGGCGUACACGAAUGGUCCGCUGACGCCCAACUUCAACGCAAAAGACUACUCUAUCUUCUUUGCUGCUGGAGCGCUAUGCUGCACCAUCUCGCACGGAGGCAUGACUCCUAUCGACGUGGUCAAGACCCGUAUCCAGAUUGACCCUGCGUUGAAGGGCAAUUCGCUUCUGGUCGCUGGCAGGAAAAUUGUCGCUGCCGAGGGUACAAAAGGUCUCUUGACUGGCUUCGGUCCUACCGCAGUUGGAUAUCUGUUCCAAGGAGGAGCCAAGUUCGCAGGAUACGAAGCGGCUAAGAAGUACCUGGUGGAAGCGUCCGGGAGCCAAGAGGCCGCUGUGCGGAACAGGACGGCUAUCUACCUCGGGGGUGCUGCUAUCGCAGAAUUCUUCGCAGAUAUCCUCCUAACCCCGCUCGAAGCCACACGUAUUCGACUAGUCUCUGACCCCAAAUACGCUACCGGCCUCGUGUCUGGUCUGACGAAGAUCGCAUCAACAGAAGGCUUCUCGUCUCUCUACGCUGGGUUCAUCCCUAUCCUCUGCAAGCAGGUCCCAUACGCUAUCGGUCAAUUCACGGUCAACGAGCGAUGUACCGAACUCAUCUACAACCAGAUGACACCUGAGCAGAAGGAGUCCUUGUCGCCUGUGUCAAACUUCGGUAUCACUUUGUCGAGCGGUAUCGUCGCCGGUUUCGCCGCUGCCAUCUUGUCUCACCCCGCCGACACCCUUCUCUCCCAAAUCAACAAGGGUCACGGGCCCAAGGGAUCGAUGGUCAACCGGUUGCUCAUCCUCGGUAAAGAGGCAGGUGUCAAGGGUCUCUUUGCUGGUCUCGGACCAAGAAUGAUCAUGACUGCCGGUCUGGUCAGCUCCCAAUUCAUCAUGUACGGCUACAUCAAGCAAGCGCUCGGUGCUCGGCCCGGUAUCGAGAUCCACAAGGAGUAG
Molecule: messenger RNA, 966 nt
Organism: Dioszegia hungarica
Lineage: Eukaryota; Fungi; Basidiomycota; Tremellomycetes; Tremellales; Bulleribasidiaceae
Product: mitochondrial carrier domain-containing protein
Exons: 9
Coding region: 1-966 (321 amino acids)
Biological process (GO): mitochondrial phosphate ion transmembrane transport
Cellular component (GO): mitochondrial inner membrane
Molecular function (GO): phosphate transmembrane transporter activity
Source: RefSeq, a predicted model, not a curated record